AUCUGUUUGAUAAAGAGUGGGAGUCAAUGCGCUGGUGAAGUUACAAGCUUGCGCACGUUCGUUGCUAAGCAAUGUAAUGUUUUUUGGGGUUAUCUUUUAUUAGUACUGCUGAUACCUCACAUACCGUUAAAAGGGACCUGUGUCUGAUAUGACCGCCUCUCAGGGCCCCCAGGACUGGAUCUCCCAGCAGGCUAAGCUCUCAGGGUACCGGGCUGCGGGCUCUGAGAUGGACUGGCAGACUCCAGCUCUCUCAGAGAAGUUCCAGAGCCGCUGUGGGCGGCGGCCUGACAGUGUGGAUACAGGGCUGGGCUCCGCCCACUCAGACAGCACAGAGGAUUUUUGCUGUUCCAGCGGCAGCCCCUCCUUCCAGCCAAUCCGCAGUCAGAUCUCCAUCCCCACUGCCCAUGUCAUGCCCUCCACCUCAGGCCCCGCCCCCUGCAGGCCCCCCCCACGGCCUGCAGAUGAGCCCCCGCCUCCGGCUGAUGCCCGUGGCAGCUCCAAGCCCCCCUCCCUCCCCAAAUCUGCCUCCUCCCCCAACCUGGAGGCUCAGGAGCGGGGCCGGGGGGCGGGGGACUGUCUGAGCCGCUACCGCAGCCUGGUGAACGGGCUGGACCACUCGCUGCUGCCCCCUGCUGAUGGCCUGGGGUUCGACAUGCCGGCCAUGGAGCCCACGCUGAACCAGUCGGCCUUGCUGCACUCUUUCUGCCCUGACCCUCGGGCACAGCUGCACCUGACCGGCCUGUCCGACACUGACUCUGCCUACAAGGCCCUGCCUGAGGCAGCCACGCCCAACGCCCCGCCCAACACCACACCCGACGCGUUUGGCCUGAGGCCUGCUGGCUCCCCUGGCCUGGCCCCGCCCCAGGCCCCGCCCGCUCACUCCUGGCUGAGGGAGCCGCAGGGCGGCGCUGGGUUCGACCCGCGCUGGCAACAGCUGGAAAAGCUCCGCCUGCAGGUGGAGCAGAUGCAGCUUCUGACUACAGGGCAGUACUCCUCUCUGUAUCCGCCAACCCUGCCACCAGAGGGCGGAGCAUGGGACACUGUUGUCAAGGCCAGUGAGAGCCUGCUGAAGGAGAAGGAGCUUGUCAUUGACAGGCAGAAGCAGCAGAUGGCGCAGCUGGAGCAGCGGCUGCGUGAGAGUGAGAUGCAGGUGCACGGGGCCCUGCUGGGGCGUGGAGCACCCUACCCUGACGUCUGUCUGCUUCGACUGCAGGAGGCUCAGCGGGAGAAUGCCUUCCUGCGGGCGCAGUUUGUCGAGCGCACAGACGGUCUGGCCCAGGAGAAGGCGGAAGCAGAACGGAGGCUGGCGGCGGAGGAGGCGGAGUCACGCAGACUGAGUGACGUGCUGCAGGAGGCGGGGCUGAAGCACAGCGAGGAGAUGAAGAAGCAAGAAGAGCGGAUCCGCAGCAGGGACAAGCACAUCAGCAGUCUGAAGAAGAAGUGUCAGAAGGAGAGCGAGGAGAGCCGGGAGAAGCAGCAGCGCAUCGAGACGCUGGAGCGUUACCUAGGCGACCUGCCCACCUUGGAGGACUACCAGACGCAGAGCAAGCAGCUGGAGCAGGCGCAGCAGCAGGUGACUCAGCUGCAGGCUCGGGGGGCGGAGCUGGAGGCGGAGCUGGGAGAGGCCAGAGCUUCUGCCCUGGAGAGAGACGCUCAGCUGGAGCAGCACAGACUGAGAGAGAGAGACCUGCUCUCCACCGUGACCAGCCUGCAGGAGCGGGUGCAGGAGGGGCUGGAGGACGGGGUCCGGCUGCCCUCUCUGGAUGUGGAGAAACUGCAGGAGGAGAACAGCAGCCUGAGGGAGGAGCUUCAGAGGCAGAGAAAGAUCAUUGAGAAGCAGCAGAAGGUGAUGGAUCAGAUGAGAACACAGAUUGGGGCGCUCCAUUCUCAGGCUCUGCAGGAGGAGGGAGGAGUCCAGGCUCUGAGGGAGGAGCUCUGUGGGAAGGAGCAGGACCUGCUGCAGCUGCGCAGAGCUGUGAAGGAGCUCUCUGCUCAGAACCAGGAGCUGAUGGAGGGGAAGUUGACCCUGCAGGAGCGUUUGGCGGGGUCUGUCUCUGGGCUGCCCCCCGCCCCGGCCGUAACCCAGCUGACGCAGCGUCUCCAUGGCGAGCUGUCGGCCUGCCUGGGGGACCUGCGCUCCCUGUGCAACGUCCUGACCCAGCGAGCUCAAGGCCGGGACCCCAACCUGUCCCUGCUGCUGGGGAUCACCUCCCCGCCCCCGGUGGCAGAGGGGCGUGAUGAUUGGCCGGAGGAGACUCUGGACAGGAAGCUGCUGGAGGUGCAGCAGCUGCGGCGGGACGUGGAGGAGCUGCGGACCAGCGUGUCGGACCGCUACGCCCAGGACAUGGGGGACAACUGCACCACGCAGUGACAGGCGGGGCUGGGUGUGGGCGGAGCAGGGCCGGGGCGGGGCGGGGCACACUGGGGGGCCACGCAGCAGUGUGGAGGCUUGGGGAAGUGCCUGUCCCGUGGGCCCAUCAGAGGAACCCGCCCCGCCCCCUCUGCUGAAGACCACACCCUCAUCUCAUCUCAGCACUAACCUCCCGCAUGUGUGCAGUGUUGUAACGGUAAAGAAGACUUUGGUGUAGCAGCUGAUAUAUUAGUUGGUCCAAUCAGUUCACAUAUUUUUGUUGAUGGGUGUGGCCUCAACACUAAGUAUUUAUUUACACAUAGACUGUAGCCAGGGCAACAGUACACAGUAUGACAGCAGUACAGCAUGAAUAUGCUCUUUUGUUUACGUCUUCCUUUGAAUAACGGACUCUACCACAUUCUCCCAUAACCCUGGGCAAGCCUGUUCCUGUAGAGGACACCUGUAUUUUUACUGAAGACACACCUGUUUCUGCCUGGAUACGCCCAUUUCUGCUGUGGACACGCCCAUUUCUGCCCUGGACGCACCCAUUUCUGCCCUGGACGCACCCAUUUCUGGCCAGGACACGCCCAUUUAUGCCAUGGACAUGCCCAUUUAUGCCAUGGACACACCCAUUUCUGCCCAGAACAUGCCCAUUUAUGCCAUGGACAUGCCUAUUUCUACUCUGGGCACACCUGUCUUCAGCCCUACCCAUUCUGGCUGUACAUCCGUCUUACUCAGAGAGACCAUACGGCUGUUCCACUGGCAGGAGAGACCAUACUGCUGUUCCACUGGGAGGCCUGGAAACACGUGGUUUCUUUGAGCUUUCUGAGUUUGCCUUUCAUACAGUAUAUUUGCAUUUUUGGUGGAUUAUAGCUAGCCUAGCUGAGCCUUUCAUUGUAUCUUUAAAAAAGGGUUUGGAUGCGAGUCGACAUGAACAGCCUUCCUCUUAAAUAAAAACCCCACAAUUUUACUGUA
This is a messenger RNA of Anguilla anguilla (European eel), 3325 nucleotides long. RefSeq names its product centrosomal protein 85 (gene cep85). Gene Ontology annotation, cellular component: centrosome. The transcript is spliced from 14 exons. The coding region runs from base 149 to 2371 and encodes 740 amino acids. NCBI's taxonomy places the organism in Eukaryota, Metazoa, Chordata, Actinopteri, Anguilliformes, Anguillidae. The record is from RefSeq and is a predicted model, not a curated record.